This is a messenger RNA of Aspergillus terreus NIH2624, 3048 nucleotides long. RefSeq lists its product as uncharacterized. NCBI's taxonomy places the organism in Eukaryota, Fungi, Ascomycota, Eurotiomycetes, Eurotiales, Aspergillaceae. Gene Ontology annotation, molecular function: protein binding. Gene Ontology annotation, biological process: lipid metabolic process. The transcript is spliced from 8 exons. The record is from RefSeq and is a predicted model, not a curated record. Bases 1 to 3048 code for a protein of 1015 amino acids.
AUGGAGCAAGAAAGCACAGCCAAGCACGGCGGCGAGCCGAACCCAAUCGACUCCACCGGCCUAUGUCUGCUGUCCUUAGAUGGCGGCGGCGUCCGUGGCCUCUCGUCACUCUAUAUACUGAAGAGCAUUAUGGACAGGCUAAACUACGCGCGGGAGCAGGACAAACUCCCUCGGGUGAAGCCGUGCGAAGUGUUCGACCUUAUCGGGGGCACGAGCACUGGUGGCUUUAUUGCGAUUAUGCUGGGCCGGCUCGAGAUGGAUGUCGAUGAAUGUAUUGACGCAUACAGCAAUCUCGCAAUAUUAGUAUUCAGAGAAAGACUACAAUUAAUUCCUUUUAACUUUAAGGGUGAUAUCUCAGCUCGUUUUGUUUGUACUGCCGAGCGUUACACUAAGAAUAUUGUCCGUCUUCGAAGCUACAGCCUUCCUCACGAGCCAAAUAUCAACGCGAUAAUAUGCCAAGCCGCCCUCGCGACAUCUGCCGCCACAACCUUCUUUGAACCUGUUAAUAUCGGCGACCGCUCCUUUGCCGAUGGCGGACUGGGCGCGAAUAAUCCAGUGGACGAGGUUGAGAGUAAAGCGUUAAAUAUAUGGUGCCAUGAGACGGGAGAUCUAAAGGAACUGGUCAAGUGCUUUAUCUCGAUCGGAACAGGAAAUCCCGGGAAGAAGUUAUUUGAGAAGAGUAUAAUGAAGUUUCUCGGGCAGACAGUGGUGCAUAUUGCAACUGAGACAGAGAACACGGAGAAGAGGGUUGCAAGAGAUUGGAAGGAGGAGUAUAAUAAGAAGGGAGCGAUAGCGGCCGUAACUGAGAGCUACCUUACGUAUAUAGAGCAGAAGUUCCGAGUGCGGGACUGUAUUAAGAAUAUGCGACUUAAGCAGAACAAGCCUGGGCCUUCUUUUGCCACUAUAGUACAUGAAUAUACAAUCCGCGCUAAUCGACAGGAGUCAGCGCCCCAUCGCACACCCUGGAUUGUACCUUUUGAGAGGAAUCCUCGCUUCACAGCCCGUGAGCCUCAGCUUGCCCAGCUAGAAGAAAUGCUAUCCGCCAACGAUCGUACCGCAAAGAUUGCUAUCAUCGGUCUCGGCGGCGUUGGGAAGACACACCUCGUGCUCGAGUUGCUUUUCCGAAUGAAAGAAAAGCAUCCUACUCUCUCCGUUGUCUGGAUACCAGCAACUAACAAGGAAAGCCUGCACCAAGCGUACCUCGAUGCUGCCCAGCAGCUUGGCAUACCCCGAUGGGAGGACAACAAGGAGGACGUGAAGAGUCUGCUGCAGGAGUACUUGGGCAGAGAAAGCAGUGGUCGGUGGCUGCUAGUGUUCGACAAUGCGGAUGACCGAGACAUGUGGAUCGCCAAGCCCGAAUCUGGGCUAGAGGCUAGGCAAGGAUCCCGACCUUUGAUCGACUACCUCCCGAAGAGCAACCAAGGGGCUAUUCUGUUCACCACGCGCGAUAGGAAGCUCGCAGUCAAACUUGCACAACAGAAUGUUGUGGAAGUUCCGGCAAUGGAAGAAGGCGCGGCUGCUCAGCUGUUGGGAAAGUGCCUGGUCGAUCCAAAGCUCGUCGACAGCCAGGAGGACACAAGCGCCAUGCUAUCGCAGCUCACUUAUCUUCCACUGGCUAUUGUCCAGGCAGCGGCGUAUAUCAACGAAAAUGGGAUAGCAGUCGCAGACUAUCUUUCCCUCUUAGCAGAGCAGGAAGAAGAAGUCAUCGACCUACUCAGUGAAGAUUUCGAGGACGAUGGGAGAUAUAGAGAUGUGAAGAACCCGGUAGCCACAACAUGGCUAAUUUCGUUCGAGCAAAUCCGGCGGCGUGAUCCGCUUGCAGCCGACUAUCUAUCGUUUAUGGCCUGCGUGGAGCCAAAGGACAUACCGCAAUCUCUUCUUCCGCCAGGACCGACAAGAAAGAAGGAGAUGGACGCCAUCGGGACACUUAAUGCUUAUUCCUUCGUCACUAGGCGACCAGCCGAUAUGGUCCUCGACCUCCAUCGGCUAGUACAUCUUGCAACUCGGAACUGGCUCCGCAUGGAAGAGCAGCUCAGCAAGUGGUCAAAGAGAGUUAUCAUGCGACUAGAUGAGGUCUUCCCAAAUCAUGACCAUGAGAACAGAAGUCUUUGGAGAACUUAUCUGACCCAUUGUCGCUACGCAUUACAGUCUGGUCUAGUCGACAAAGAUUGGAAAACCCGAAUGGACCUUAUGCGGCGAUAUACAAUGUGUCUCUACGAAGACGGUUGGUGGGAUGAGACCGAAACUUGGAUUUCACAGAUUCUUGAUACGGACAGAAAGGACCUAGGAGCGGACCAUCCUUCUACGUUGACUUGCAUGGCCAUCCUAGCAUCGACGUUUCGCGAACAGGCAUCAAUCUAUAGACUUCAAGGUCGGUGGGAGGCCGCGGAAGACCUGGAUAUGCAAGUUUUGGAGAUGCGCAACAAGACGAAAGGAGCUGAACAUCCAGACACGCUGGUUAGCAUGUCUAAUCUAGCAUGGACGUUUUGGCAACAAGGCCGGUGGAGGGCCGCGGAAGACCUAUUCGUGCAAGUAAUAGAGAUGAGCAAGAAGAGGCGGGGAGCCGACCAUCCAGCCACGCUGAUAAGCAUGGCCAUUCUAGCAGUGAUCUACAUGGAUCAAGACCGGUGGGAGGCCGCGGAAGCCCUACUCAUGCGAGUAUUGGAGACAAGGAAAGAGAAGCUAGGAGCCGACCAUCCAAACACGCUGGUUAGCAUGUCUAAUCUAGCAUGGACGUUUUGGCAACAAGGCCGGUGGAGGGCCGCGGAAGACCUAUUCGUGCAAGUAAUAGAGAUGAGCAAGAAGAGGCGGGGAGCCGACCAUCCAGACACGCUGGCUAGCAUGUCUGAUCUGUCCACCGUAUGGAAAAGGCAAGGUCGAACUGUGAAAGCUAUGCACCUUAUGCGCGAAUGUGUGCAACGUCAGAAAGGCGUCCUGGGUGAUAAUCAUCCCAGGUCCAUUUCCUUGUCUAACCUGUUGGCUAAAUGGGAGGCAGAAGAAGGGGCAAUUAGCGGCUCAGCUUCAGGUGUGACUGAGACAGAACACUAG